This is a messenger RNA of Theobroma cacao (cacao), 2016 nucleotides long. The record is from RefSeq and is a predicted model, not a curated record. NCBI's taxonomy places the organism in Eukaryota, Viridiplantae, Streptophyta, Magnoliopsida, Malvales, Malvaceae.
AUGCCUUGGAAUAUUCCCGUAGCAGUGAGUGCUGAAAAGGGCGAGGGACAGACGAGUGCAGAGAAUUUCUGCCUUUUGUCAAAGGUGUACAGUGUUGUUAUUGCCAUUAUUUUGACGGAGGCCAGUAGGAUAGCUGCAAGGGCGACCGCGCACAGCUGGGCCUCCCCGGGAGUUAAGGAAAGUUGGAGCAGAGUGCAACUAUAUGUACUGGUUCUACUUAGCCUGACUGUAAAUGUAGUCCUGAUUGCACUUGGAUAUGUAAUAAAGAAUAGAAGAGGCAAAACUUCGGUUGCCUUGCUGACUCAUGCGGGAUACUUCGUUGCAGACUUGGCGGCAACUGCUGCUUUAAUUACCCUCCUGAAGCGCCAAUCAUCUGGGAGAGUCAAUGCACUCCAAGUUUUUUGGGCCCCCUUCCUACUGUCGCACCUUGGCAGCACCGAAACCAUUGCUGCUAAUUUCUUUGACAAAAAGAAAUUGUUCCGAUUAUACACGCUAGGCCUGAUCAUCCAAAUCGGGAUAGCUUGUUACAUCUUCGGGAGGUUCGAAGGGGGAAGCGACAACACCUUGGCUCGCAUAGCCAUUCCUAUAACUAUAUCUGGGAUUAUCAAGUGCCUGGAACGGCUUUGCAUUCUCAGGUUCUCACGAUUCCAAGAUUUUACAAUUUCCACAUUAUCAGGAGUUCCCCCUAACAAGUUUAAACCCAAACCCGCGGGGGGGCAAAGUGAGCAGUCGUAUGAGCAGCUGGAUGAUCAUUUAGACCGGAAAUCCAUAAUUCCAGAAGCUAGGCAUCUCCAUCGAGCAUAUCUAUCAUUUAUGAUGUUCAUGCCACUCUUUUCAGAUAUCAAUGUCAGGAUUUACAAUACGUUGAGUGGCAUCUUCAGCCUGAAUAAAGAUGCAAAAGAGGCCUUCAACAUGGUAGACUUCGAACUAAAUUUAUUGUUCGACGUUCUUUACACCAAGACUAUUAUGCAUCAUGUUCUGCUAGGCUUCAUCCUUCGCUUCAUAUACUUCUUUCUUUCUACUGGAGCAUUAUUGGCCUUCCCAUAUGCUUAUGCUCACAAGCAGCAUCACUCUUCACCCGAAAUUAUCAUGACUUACAUGCUGCUGCUUGGAGAAUUUUUGGCGGAUGGCACUGCAGUCAUUUCACAUAUACUAUCCGGUUGGACAAUGCAGUGGUUGACCACUCCCACAAUUUGGGGGCGCCUCCCUAGGUGUGUCCGUCCAUAUAUUGCUUAUUGUAUGAAGUUCAAAAUGUCGAUGCAGGGCCAGGGAGUAAAUUACAUGGCACAGCACAGCCUCUUAAAUUAUUGCCUUAAGGCCAAGGUAAACAAGUUUAAUGCAGCCAUCAAGAAGCUAGUCGACGCCAAAAGGAUUUUAAAGGUGUUCUGGGACAUCCAGAAGCAUGCUUGGGUGGAUGUGAGACCUACUUGGGCCCUUGUGGAUCCUGGUUUAAAGGAACUCAUUCUCUCUCGUCUCCAAAAAAAACGUAAAAAAUAUGAUAAUGGAAAGUUCAAAUUCUCAUGUCUCUCAAAUUUAGUACAGAAAGGAGCUUCCGACGUGCUAAAAGAUAAAGGAAUUGAAAUCUAUGAAGAACUUCACUGGAGCUUAACCAAGGUAGAAUUUACCCACAGCCUCCUCCUUUGGCAUAUUGCUACGGAUAUUCUUUUCCAUUAUCAUAAAAGAAGAUAUCCGGGCAGUUGUAGUAGAAAUAACAACCAAAUUAGUAAGAAAUUAUCUGAUUACAUGAUGCACCUCCUUGUCAUGCAUAGCCAAGACUUGGCUCAAGUUGCCCCGACUUUGCUUGAACUUGACAAUAUUAAAUUUCAAGCUUUCUUCUCUGUCCCUGAGGGGGGAGGUGAAGGUGGGAAAUCAGUAUUCUUCAAAGGGUGUGAUCUUGCGAAGCAGUUGCAUUCUUUCACUGUGGAUGCAAGGUGGGAUCCUGAAGAGCUAUGGGAAAUGAUUAGCUGUGUGUGGUUGGAGAUGCUGUUUUCUGCGGCAUAUGACUGUGACUGGUAA